GACGGUCCCGAUCCGUCAUUCGAGAGUUUAGUACGGUCGAUCCUGAGCAGAGUUGAGCGCGACGACGCGCGUCUCGCAAAAUGGCAGAACGAAGCCGCGCGGGUUAUCUCGCGCUCCUCUACCUAGUCUGUUUGGUCGCGCAGAUGGUGCGGUCGAACCCGGUGAACAUCCCCCUGAACCGGGUAUCGUCGCAACUGUCGGAGAAGGCGUGGAGAGCCCUGAACGAUCACUCUCCGACGCAUCACUUGUACGCGCAUGGCAAUCUAAUAAAUGCGCAGGAAUUGGAUGAGCCUCCUUACAAAGUAUACAAAUUCACGUACGACUUGCGUCCAAUAUGCGGAACGUCCUGUCCCAGAGAGGCCUGUACUAUUGACCUGAAACAAGACGAGUACGGCGACAUAGAGACGCUGAAUGAUUCCAUUCAGUGUAUGUACUUCUAUCCAGCUGAUGCGCAGAAUGACAUGUCACAGGAGCAGCAGAAUUAUCAGGAGCAGGAGGACACUCAGGUCACUCAGGAGAGUCUGACCGAACAGGUGAACAACAAUCGAAGCGUGGAAUUGGAUCACGAGAUUCAGGAGACCGGCGAUGAGAACGUUAGACCGUUCAUCGCUAUGCGCGCUUCUGGGAACAACUAUUGUCCAGGUUGUCCGUACGAGCUGAAUCCGAAUCUGCCAGGUCUCCUUGCCUUCGGUGAUCAAGCAUUGAGAUCAAUGGACGAGCAGACCACGAGCGAUUACAAGCACAAGUUAAUGAGCAUCGUAAGAGUCACCCGUUCGGUACCGGUCUCGUCCAACGUGAUAGAGUAUCAGCUGUUACUGCUGAUAGGCGAGUCUGAAUGUCUGAAGAACGCUCUAUUCGACCGUUCCAACAAGUUGUGCCUGGUCACGUUCGAGCAACGACCGUGGCAACAGUCGUCUCUCAGGAUUACUAAGAAUAACUGUACAGAUCCCGAGAACGUGUCCAGUGCCAUUUACCAAAAUCGGAGAUCAAAUUUGGAGAGCGAAUCCUUUGUGACGGUCAAGUAUAACGAAGGACAACCAUCUCACACUGAGACAGCUGAGAUGUAUGAAGGCUUGAAGGAAAUUUUAGACAAUUAUACCCUCGCGCCUUCGACACCCUCAAAGGAACCCGAGGAAGCUGAGGUCACAGAAUCCGCUAUCAUGAAGGUAGUGUUGAAUAAGAGUCAGGACGACGAAAAGAUCUCGAGUUUUACGGACAAAGCAAAAGAAUUCAAAGAAUUCUUAGAGGACUUUGAUCUGCCUGUCAAGGUGGAAGAUGCUACACCCAAUACAGGUGAAGCUAUAAAAGAAGUCAAGGAAGAGAAAUUUCUGCGAAAGAAGGUUUCCGUGGAGGAUCUGAAGCUCGAAAAGGUAAACGAUAGAGAAAACGUUAAUAACAGAAGGAAGCGUUCGGAGCCUGCUCAGAACUUGGUUGGUGCUCCUACAACAACGUCCAUAAACAAUUCUAAUGUUCAACUCUUUGCUCAAAAAGCUCUGCAGAAAAUUUCCAAAGAAUCAGACAGCCCAAACGAGCCUCUCAUAGUAGAAAUCACCGAAGCGAGUGUCCAGGUGGUCGCUGGUCAUCUUUACAAGAUCAAAGUUAAACUGGGCGACAGUGAUUGUUUAAAGGGCGCCAAGGAAGGCUGUGGGGUGAAGGAGUGUCUGAUAAAGGUGUGGUCGCGACCAUGGCUCGAUCAGGGUUCGCCUGAUAUAACGGUCACGUGCCCUCCGCCGGAAAAUAGCAGAAGGAAACGAUCCCUGCGGGGCGUUAAUUACAGCAACAAGAUGCUGCGGAUCUCCGAGGACAUAAAGGCCGAGCGGCUAUUCGACAUCUUUGUGACGACCUACAAUCGAACGUACUCUUCGGCAGAGGAAAGAAAUCAGCGAUUUAAAAUAUUCCGCGAGAAUCUCAAGUUGAUAGAGAUGUUACAGAAGAACGAGCAGGGAACCGGCGUCUACGGCGUGAACAUGUUCGCCGAUGUGUCGCAAAAGGAAUUCCGCACACGUUAUCUCGGUCUACGACUCGAUUUGCAAUCGGAGAACGAGAUACCUCUACCCAAGGCCGAGAUCCCGGAUAUCGAACUAUCACCCAGCUUCGACUGGCGACAGAAAGGCGUCGUGACUCCAGUGAAGAAUCAAGGCUCAUGUGGUUCGUGUUGGGCCUUUUCGGUGACGGGUAACGUCGAGGGCCAAUACGCAAUCAAGCACGGCCAGCUGUUGUCUCUGUCCGAACAGGAACUGGUGGAUUGCGAUGAUCUUGAUGAGGGCUGUAACGGCGGCCUACCCGAUAACGCCUAUAGAGCCAUCGAGCAGCUGGGCGGUCUCGAACUGGAGUCAGACUAUCCGUAUGAGGCGGAAAACGAGAAAUGCCAUUUCAAGCAGAAUUUGGUGAAGGUAGAAUUGACCUCCGCUGUCAAUAUUACAUCGAACGAGACGCAAAUAGCACAGUGGUUGGUGCAAAACGGUCCAGUCGCCAUCGGCAUCAAUGCUAAUGCCAUGCAGUUUUAUAUGGGUGGCGUCUCGCAUCCCCUCAAAUUCCUGUGCAAUCCCAAGAAUCUGGAUCAUGGCGUGCUAAUCGUCGGAUAUGGAACAAGUCGCUAUCCACUUUUCCACAGAAACCUACCGUAUUGGAUCAUCAAGAACAGCUGGGGAAAAUCUUGGGGUGAACAGGGAUAUUACAGAGUUUACCGCGGGGAUGGCACUUGCGGACUUAACACGAUGGCCUCGAGUGCCGUGGUUGUUUAACGCUGCUACGUUAAAUAAGUUUUCCAUGACAAUUAACUUAUAAUCGUUCCAAACGAAGUUAUACAUUAUACAUACAUACAUAUAGAGAGAUAUCCUUUUCUACUAAUUAACGUCGAUUUUGAAACUAUAUCCAUUCGCUUGUCAAAGAUUUAAUGAACGCGACUUGAUCACAUUGUCAAUCUACACUAUGUAUUAUAGUAUUCACUCAAUAUGACGUUCAGCUUGUGCAAAUAUCUGGCAAGCGGAUGAAUCGUCUGGAGCUAGUUAAGUAUAUGUUGUGCAAUUUAAGCUAAGUUUAAUUUUUUGCAUAUCUAUAUAUUAGGAAAGAAAAACGGUGUUCAAAAGAAAAUCGUUUACGACAAUCCUAUUCUGUUGAAAA
Molecule: messenger RNA, 3123 nt
Organism: Mycetomoellerius zeteki
Lineage: Eukaryota; Metazoa; Arthropoda; Insecta; Hymenoptera; Formicidae
Biological process (GO): proteolysis
Molecular function (GO): cysteine-type peptidase activity; cysteine-type endopeptidase inhibitor activity
Source: RefSeq, a predicted model, not a curated record